AUGUCAGGAACCAGCAACGUUGGCAACAGCCAGGUGUACGAGGCAGGCGAUCAGCGCAACCCAUCCAAGAGCGAGCAGCAAGACGCCGACCGCUUUCACGAGGGCAAGGAGAACUCCCACUUGGCCAACGACCCCAAGGACGAGCGCACAAUCGCCAACAAGCUUGAACGUGAAGCGAAGCGUGAGCAGGAGAAGGAUGAGCCAAAGUCAGCGGAGGACCGUGCUCGCAAGCAGGACGCCACACUACCGGCCAUCAACCACGGCAACGAGCCAUCGAAGGGUGCCAAGAUCGACCAGGAGCUGAGAGAAGAGGAGGAGGCUGAGCUUGCGAAGAAGGGCUCAUUCGGACCAAAGUAG
Molecule: messenger RNA, 357 nt
Organism: Fulvia fulva
Lineage: Eukaryota; Fungi; Ascomycota; Dothideomycetes; Mycosphaerellales; Mycosphaerellaceae
Exons: 3
Coding region: 1-357 (118 amino acids)
Source: RefSeq, a predicted model, not a curated record